GUUAGUAUUGUAUGCUGGCAAUACAAAAAAUCUCUGAAAAAUCGACAAAACGCCACCUACCAUGAAUCUUGGCGCUCUGCUGUACUCGCGGUGAUUUUGACAGCAACAUACUGUCAUCAACGACAAACUUUCUUUUCAUUACAAACCGCAGUAGCAACAAGUCAUUUUUCUUCAUUUCGCAAAAUAACAUAACCUCGCAAAAUGGUUAAAACCCGUUCAUGCAAAGUGGUGUUGAGCCCACUCAGUGAAUCUGAAAUUGCAAAGCAAACAAAAAAAGUUCGCUUCGAAGAAUCGGAGAAUGUGUCGAUGGAGCGUCGUAGUCGUAAAGGACAGUUUGAAGCAGAAGAUUUUGAACGUCGUGAAAAAAGUGAAAGCCGCGAAGUGAACAAAUAUUCAUUUCGACGUGACGAUGACGAAUGGGAAUAUCGCCGCCGACGUCAUGCUAGCCGUAGCCGCAGCCGAGGCCGUAGAUACUCAUCAUCGGAAAGCGAUGGAUAUGACGGUGUUCGUGACAAUGCUUAUGGUCGUCGUAGUCGCAGUCGUAAUCGCCGUUAUGAUGAUUUCAUGUAUCCAUUUCCAUAUUUCAAUCAACCAUACGGUUUCGGUGGUUACCACCAUCCAAUCGGUUUUGAAAAUCACCGUCACCCAAUGUCAUUCGGGUUUGAAUAUGACCGCUAUCGCAAUGUUUCUGGCUGUUUCUCUGGUGGUGAAUGUCAUGUGGCCAAAGCAAAUAUGACUGCUGAAUUGCCAAUCGUAACCGCACCGGCACCAGCACCAGCAAAGCGCAACCAACGUUCACGUUCAGUAAGUGCUGCUACUCCUCCGAAUGAAAAGUAUUGCGACGAAACUCCAAUCGAAACACCAAAACCACGAGCCCGAGCCAGAUCGAAUGCAAGUCCGAGUUGCAAUUCAUCCGCUGAUGUAUUACCAGCACCUGGAAGACGCAAUCAACGUGCACGCUCAGUGAAUGUUGCUGAUGCUCCUCCGGCAAAAUCCCGUCGUAUCAAUACUCCGAGCGAAACACCAAAACGUGGUCGGCCAAAAUUGAAUGCAUCAUUGGAUACGACUGUUGAUGAAUUUCAUGCACCUACAACACGCAGCCAGCAUAGCCGUUUAGCUGCUGCCAGGGCAAAUCGAAUUACCACUGUGCAAGCUGGUGCAAACAAUCAAGGUCGCUCGAAUGUCCCAUGGUUGCCGGUUUUACCUCGUUUCAGUGUGCUUGACAACGUUCAUACUUCGCGCAAUCAUACAAUAGUGAGUGGUGCUUUGAACGACUCCAAUACACCGACAUCAGUUGUUGAAGUGACUGAUGCAGAUGGUGCAAACAACGCUGUUGAUUUGUCAUUGGCCAAAGCGGUUCAUUCCAUUGGAAAUAAUUUGGUUGAUCUCAAUGCAUCAAUUCCACAUGAUCUCAGCCACGACAUGAUGCAAGCACAAAUCAAACUCAAUGCUGAAAUGAUGCAACGUGUUGAGGCAUUGGAAGCACAAAGAAAAGCAUUCGAGGAGGAACGUAAGAAGUUGCAACAGGCAGCCGAAAAAAACAAAAAGGCAAAGGAGUACUACAAAUCGUUGUACGUUGAAACGGCUGGAAGUUUGGAACAAUUGAAGAAGAAGAACGGCAACAAGAUGAUCAAAGGAAAGUCAGAAAAUGGUUCUCAUCCAUCGGAUGCAAACAAGGCCGUUUCAACUCCGAACGCACUGAAUGCAAACGAAAACGAUUUGGCUGCAGACGCAUCGAAUGCAAACAAGGAAAACAUCACUCCACCUCAAGUCGAAUAA
Messenger RNA from Sitodiplosis mosellana (orange wheat blossom midge), 1779 nucleotides. RefSeq lists its product as uncharacterized. The record is from RefSeq and is a predicted model, not a curated record. Lineage: Eukaryota; Metazoa; Arthropoda; Insecta; Diptera; Cecidomyiidae. The transcript is spliced from 3 exons. Bases 202 to 1779 code for a protein of 525 amino acids.